AUGAACGGCAAGAGUGGGUCUCGCUGGACGUUAGCGGCAUAUGUAAUUGCAACUCUGUUUAUCAGAGCAGUCCAAUCGAAAGAAAGGUAAAAAAUUGAAUCACAGAAAAAUUGCAUAAUUUAGUCUUGUCAAACAAAUAUUAUCUGUUGACUUGAUUGUCUGCAUUUAGAAGAACCCUUUUUCUAUAACAAUGAAAUUUAUAAAAUGAUUAACAAUAUACUCAGUACUAUGCUUUGUUUUUAGUGCCGAAGCAAAAACUAUGACAGCUCUCUUAAACAAUCUUAUUAAAGAUUAUGACAAAAGACUGAGACCAAACUUUGGAGGUAAGCGUCGAUUUCUAUUUCUGUGACAUAUAUUUACUGCUAGCCCACUAAAUUACAUGCAAAGUCAUAUACCCACUGCGGUACAAAGAACUGCGGAGGGGUGGGGAGUGGGGAACCAGUAUCACGUCAUUUGUAUUGUGCUGUAUUGUUCUGCACAUUUGAUCAUGUACUAAUAUGUUAAUUUGCGUAAUAGACCUUUCCUGCAUUCCUGUAAACAAUGGCACCAACUCGAGGCUCGGGUGGACAAACUACAGUCAGGGGCACCCAAUGGAUCUGUUCCUCAAUAUAUCUGUUCUUCAGGCACAUUUUUGCUAGCUGGGAGAUGUGGAAGAAAUAAUAGUCCUUGGAAGGAAAGUGUUGCUGGGAAAAAGAUAAUUCCGGGUGUCAGAGGGGAUGUGAAGUCUAGAAUAGCUGCUACGGGUUACUUGUAUGGGUUACUUACCACUCAAGAUCUGAAUUAAUUGUGCCCUAUGAAACUUCCCAGUAAGUCAGGUUGCAGGUUGUAAGGUUGCUGGCUGGGAACUCUUCCAUCAGUCUUGCUGGGAGUGAGGAACGGACAAUUUUUUUCCAGCAAUCUCCCAAAAUGCUUAAAAUAGUCUCAGAAAACUUUAUUCACGCUUUGUUAUUGUUUUUAGGUCUUUUUCUCAAAAUUUCCCGUUGGGUGCCCCUGUACAGUGAUUUGUAUGAAAUUGUACACCCGAACCUCGUCCUCAUUUCUUUAUGUUUGCUCACUGGAGCGUUAUGCGGGAAAGGUCUAUAGCAAGUAUUAAAUUAUUAUUAUCUUUUUGCUGUACCACAGGAGCUGAAAAGAUUCGCAUUGGGCGAAAAGCCAAAAAGCUCUCUGUGAGAUCAUACAUGUUUAAAUAAUUCUUCAGUGUUCUUUGAUGGUGCACCUCCUUAAGAGUUGCGCCUUAAUGUGGUGGCGAGGUCUGCAUGCCAUGGUGAUCCUGAAAGCUAUACCAGUUGGGACCUUAGUCCCUGAUGGUUUUAACUGCGCUGAGCAGUUUUUGGGCGAGAAAACAGACAAAUCACAGCACCUCGUCUUCCAGAUUGGGGGUGGGUGAAGGGUUAAUGUCUCAUCCCCGUAAACAAGUAUCAUUAUUGAAAACACGCGCACUUUUCAAGAUGGCAGGAGAAGGAUAUACAGCCUUAUUCAUAACAGAGCGCGAAGAGGCGAGGGUAGGUAUGUAGAUAGUGCAGGUCGGGACCUGUCAUUCAUUCCUUUUGUCUACUUUUUCUAGGUUCGCCAGUUAUGGUUACUGUAGGAUUAUGGGUCUUGUCCAUUGACUCAAUCAACGUUGUUGACAUGGUAAGCUGAAGUUGGGAUUAAAUUUAUUCUCUAUUCAGUGAAAGAUUAGAGUAGAGUAAGUUUCGAACACUGAGAACUUUCCAUAAAUAGAGUGAAGACUGGGACCACAAAAAUAGCUACUCGAAGCGUGAACUAUACAUGCCAUUCUUUUAAGUAUAACACCCUCAGGACCGAUCCAACCAUAAUAUAUAUAUAUAGCUACGUUUAAACGGACGCAACAACUCCCAACAUUGUUGGGACCUGCAAUGCAUCUUGGGAAGGAUACAACCCGUGGGACUUUGUAAACCAAGUGUAAUUUAUGACUGUUUAUUAAAGAAACUCAUUGAAGCAACAUAUUGUACAUAUAAGGCUGAAUUACAGAGCUACUUACAAUCGUAUAAUAAUAUGUAUAAAUAUAGAUAAUAAAUCGCAAAGCUACUUAAAAAUUUACUAAGUAACAACACCUAAUACUUAAAAGUAAUAAAAUCUUGAGUGCGCUUGCAGUCUUACAAAUUGGGUGCUUCUGACCUCAGAUGAUAAUUAUUGUGAACUUCCUCCAGUUUAGGGAGUGUAACGGGUGGUUUUCGUUCUGUAAUCUAGCAAUGUAGACUUGACACAGAUGGACUCGUCUCUCUUUUAAGGUCGUGAGAGAAAGUGCAGAUAAAGCCUCAUUGUAAUCGUGCAUAGGAAAUAUGAAACGCAUAGCCCUUUUUUGAAUGCUCUCGAUCGUAGAAGCCAGAAAUUCAGGUAUGUUUUGCCAUACGGAGACAGCGUAUUGUAAAACUGGGCGCACAAUAGCUACAAAUACGUUAGCUAGAUAAACUGGUGGAGCUCCACACUGCUUGAGAACUCUGAGUCUGACUGGUUUUAAACUUUGCGCAACAACUCCCAGCGAAACUGCAAUUAACAUGCAGCAACAUUCAACAGGGUGUGCAAACGGACGCAACAUGUAACAUCCAACAACGCUGAGAGUUGUUGGCCACCAAUGAUGCGUCCGUGUGCACGGGGCUUAUUCACUAUUAUACUUUAUUUCUUUCUUUCUUUUUUUGUUAGGACUACAAAUUAGAUUUCUUUCUUAGACAACUUUGGAAUGAUCCUCGCUUAAAGCAUAACCGGAAUGAAACCCUAGCUGUUAGUAACUCCAUGUUGGACAAGAUUUGGUUGCCAGACACGUAUUUUGAGAAUUCCAAAAGUUCACAGUUCCAUAAAGUGACGAUGAUAAACAAGCUGUUGUCCAUAUCUCCUGAUGGUGGGGUUCAUUACAACGCCAGGUACUCAAGCCAAUAAUAAGUGGCCAAAAGCUUAAUCGUUGUUAUAUUGGUCUAAUGAUUGGAGUUUGAAAGUGUUACUUAUUGAGAAGAGGGGAAAACCGGAUUACUCAGAGCUAAAUUAAACCUCUUGGUGGGAGGGAGAGAACCAACACCAAACACGACCCACAUAUGGCGUCGACGCCAGGACUCGAACCCAGGCCGCUUGUGGGAAACGAAUAUUCUCACCACUGCCGGCGCCAUCAUCUCUUGUCCAAACAUUUCGUGGAUAAAGGGGCUCGUCCCUACAGAGACAAAGCUAAUGCGUCACUUGGCACCGAAAUGCAGAGCUUAGAGUUAUCAAAUGGGUUAAUAUGGCAAAUUAAAGAAAUUUAAAAGCUUUUAAGCGCCAAGUAAGCCCUUAAUCAGAAACACUAACCACACUGUCAGCGUUACUCUACUGUCAAAUUCCCUAAUCGAUAUCACGAAAAAUAGCCCAUUAAAUUUGAUCUUCAUCGCUGAGAAUAUUCAUUGCCCCCAACACAAGUUAGACUUUAAAUCUGAUCAUUUAAAAAGACGCAUGAUGAAUUCUCGCCUUUCUCUUAAAUUGUGUAAGCAAAACUGACGCGAUAGAUACAUCUGCAGUUUAUAUCCUCUUAUCUGUUUUUACAGAGUGACUGUGCGGGCCAACUGUCCCAUGGAUUUGCGACUUUUUCCUUUUGAUAAACAGCAGUGCAAUUUGAACAUCGAGAGCUGUAAGUUAUUUAAAACCUGGUAUUUAUGAAGUCAUUACUCAAAGUUCGCGCGUCAGUGAUUAUCACUAGAAUUUGUGGCGAUCGGCUGAGUUUUUGUUUUUUAUUUGUCUCUACUUUUCAGAUGGCUACAACGCUGAAAAUAUGCAGUAUAGAUGGGAAAAUCGAACCGACAAAGGCGUGGCGGUAAAUGAAAAACUGGAUGAUAUGCCACAAUACAACUUAACAGGCGCAACAACAACUAGUUAUUUUACAGCUUAUUACUCAGGUGGGUGCAUCGCAGACAAAAGUCCAUUCGGAAAUAUGUUUCUAGAUCCUGUUUGACAGACUUAAGUGCCUUUGGUUAUGGACUCAGCUCCCUUUCAACAUAAAAAUAAUGAUAAUUCGUGUUUAAAGCAAACUCUUUUCUUGAUUACAAUUCGUUCGUAAUUAACAAUUAUUGGAUGAGGCUUAGUAUGAUACGAAGAAUUAAUUAUGCAGCUCGACGAGGGAGUUAUCCACCUUAGGUCCUCUUUGUUUUUUGCUGUUCUUGCUAUGGUUCUCAGCAGUUCGGCUAUUUCUUCUUGCCAAACGUGUGAAAAUUUUUUGUCAUUUUCUAACUGAAGCAACCGAGCCAACGACGACUCGGCGAUUACCGUCUCUUUUACUGGCUAUAGCCCCGGGCUAUAGCCUGUGCUAUUGAUGACAUUUUACUGGAUGUUUCAAAAUUCUUCCAAAUUUGGUCAACGCUAGCUAAUGUUGAAGAAUUACCCAGGGGAUUUAAGCCAAUCAGAAACCGAGAAAUAUUUGGAAUGGAUAAUAUAAUUUUUAGUAAACUGUGUCUUUAUUGUCUUAAAAUUAAAUAGACUGCUAGUUUUUAGACUCUUCUCUUUCUUUUUAGGAAACUGGUCGCGUCUCUCCUCGUCAUUUAAGUUUACAAGAAGAGCUGGAUAUUUUCUUAUUCAUAUUUAUGCACCGUGUGCAUUAAUUGUGAUAUUAUCGUGGAUAUCGUUUUGCAUUCCCCCCGAUGCUACUGCAGCCCGGAUAGCUCUCGGGAUAACUUCAGUACUGACGAUAACCACUAUAUUAAAUAUGUUGAAUACCACAAUGCCAAAGGUAUGGACUGGUAAUAAAUUCACAUAUUCUCUAUCAGGAACAGGGCCACAGCAGAUAGUUGCUAUCUUAUAUUAUGUUAUAUCGUCAUGCCUAAUAUCUUCUCUAGUCUUGCCUUGUUUUAUGUUAUCGGGCUUAUUUUAUCUUAUCUUAUCUUACCUUGCGUACUGGUUUGGACCUGCGAAUGUAAGCUAUUUCCAGAUUUACUCAGUUCCUUUUCGUCUAUAUUUGGCUUCAAAACCGGCAUUAGAACUGCUAGAAAUGUGAAAUGUAUGUGAAUUCAAAAAAUCUUUUACUCAAAUCAUUUCUUUCGUUUCAUUUCAGGUAUCGUACGUCAAGGCAAUAGACUGGUAUCUAAUUGGUAGCUUUCUGUUUGUUUUCUGCGUACUAGUGGAGUACACUUUUGUUCUCUAUGUUGUCAAUGUUCAUAAUAAACGGUUAAAAAAGAUUAUGAAUCUCCAACAGAUAGAAGAAGCGGUAAGUAACGAAACAAAUGAAACUUUAUGCAGAGCAUAUUUCUUGUUGUGUACAGAUUGAAGUGCUCAUCUGUAUUUUGAAUAUGUCUUAAAAAUAGGAAGAAGAGUCAUUAAAAAACAACUCGCGGAAAUCAGCUAUGAAUGGUAGUAUACCCCACAAGGGUAAUCCAGAUUACGACCACUACGAUCCACUCGAGGUACUGUAUAUGACAGUUAUUGUAAUUAUAAAUAGUCUUCACGGCUCAUAAGGUCAAUCCAAAAGGGUUUUUACAGGAACGUUAACUGCCUUGAAUUCAGUGUAUUGUAGCACUCAAGUGCUACCAGGCUCUGGGCGGAGCAUGGGCAAGUUAAUUACUUAGUAAUUUUAAUUAAAAUUUCGUUUGACUAUUGGAGAAAUCGAAACGAAAUGAUCGGGGCAGAUAACUUAGUACAAAAGUAUGUAAUAUAAUAUCUUAUCUCACGGGAGAUAUGAACUCAAUAAAUUGACCUCGCUCCCAAUGUGUGGCUUCAUAGCUCAUUUGGUAGACCAACGCACCGGUAACGCGGAGGUCACGGGUUCGAAUCCCGUUGAAGCCCUGAUUUUUUCAGGCUUCUUCUUUCCAAUUGCUUAAAUUGGAAAAUUUACUGCGAUGAUCAUUUUUCACUUUCAUCUACAACCGCCGUUCAAAAAUUAAUUAUUUCAUAUAUACUUCACAUCAUUAUAAUAUCUUAGUUGAGGAAGAUGCUCAAAUUAUGAAAAUAAUGAUCUUUCUGCGGUGGGUAACCCCUACCGAUGCCACUGCAUCCCUGUCCCUAGCCCCCAACCCUGAAUUUCACAGCCGGGCUUGAUUGCAGAUUUCAAAGAGCAAAGCUUUUAACUAAUUACCCUGGGUGAGGGUGGGGUAGGGAAGUGAUUUUAGCACAUUCUACCUGGUUCUAGUUGAUCGCUCUCAGUCCAAGGACCAUUUCACUGACCACGACUAUUGCUUUCAAAUUUGCAACUAUUUCUUGUUUUGAAAUUGUCUCAUAAAAUUUAUACAUUAAUACAUGUUUCUGAUAAUCCACUAGAGUUAUAGUGCAUUCGCUGACAAGUCAAAGAAAGCGACUACUCAUCUCUGUGAGCGAUCAAGAGCUAAACGGCACCGUUCAUCCAGUGACAUCGAACACAGACCACUCACCUAUCCCAGAACUCCACAGUGCAGUGUAAAGAGGACCUGCCUUCAUUUCAUUGACCCUGAUUGUGUUGAUGAUUACGCCAGGGUUCUCUUUCCGAUUUGUUUUGCGCUGUUUAACAUCAUAUAUUGGUUACGUUUUAAGUUUCUGUGA
Messenger RNA from Porites lobata, 6483 nucleotides. Lineage: Eukaryota; Metazoa; Cnidaria; Anthozoa; Scleractinia; Poritidae. The record is from the annotation of a GenBank genome assembly.